CUCAAGUCUUGCACAUUUCAACUUGUUUAGUGCUCACUUCCAUGGACGGCAACAAAAUUGGACUAUUUGGUAUGCUGUGGCUGAUGAGCAGGUAGCAGGAUUUUCAAUCGAUGACUUGGAGGAGACAGUUAGUUAAACUACCUUUGGAUGCGACCCGACAUGCUGCGUGCACCUCUAUUGCACAGAGAUCAACUUUGUAUGCUUCGACUUUGAAAAGGAAUGUGCGUGGCUUAUAAAAAUUCACAUAGACUGACACCUUUAGAUAUAAUCGAUCUACGUUAGCAAGCUUGUGAUCCUGGUCGUCUUUGGCGAAGCAGGCCUCACCAUCGACGGCCGCUGCGGAAGGAGUGAAGGAGGAAAAUGUAGGGGUCGUAUUCUGGGGGAUGCGAGUCAGUGGCGAGGAGAAGCUGGUGAGUACAUGUCCUUCUGUCUCAUACUGUUGAAUCUUCUGGAAUUAGGAAGUCGGAUAUGUAGAAUGAGCCUUUUGCAAGCUAAUGCGGGGUACGUGUUUGUGAAAGCACGGGAAGUUAUCGCAUAUAACGUGCGCUCCUUGGAUUACAUGUCAAUACAGCCAUCGAAAAGUGCUAUGAAUCAGCACCCACUACACACGACCCUUCCCCCGCACAGGUACAAGGGCUCAGAUGGUUAUCUCUCGCACCAUCUACAACAUCUACCCCCCUGAGAACGAGCGACAAGAAGUUACCCUCCCUACUGAAAUCUGUCGUCUAUAUUGUCAUCGAGUGCAGUGUAUUGUCGACCAAAUUCAGGGAAAUAAACAUGUCGUUAACCAAGUAAGGAUGCGUGCAUCCUA
Suillus fuscotomentosus is the source of this 811-nucleotide messenger RNA. RefSeq lists its product as uncharacterized. Lineage: Eukaryota; Fungi; Basidiomycota; Agaricomycetes; Boletales; Suillaceae. The annotation marks the transcript as partial. The transcript is spliced from 2 exons. The record is from RefSeq and is a predicted model, not a curated record.